This is a messenger RNA of Periophthalmus magnuspinnatus, 2494 nucleotides long. RefSeq names its product cytochrome P450 1B1-like. The transcript has a single exon. Lineage: Eukaryota; Metazoa; Chordata; Actinopteri; Gobiiformes; Gobiidae. The record is from RefSeq and is a predicted model, not a curated record. Gene Ontology annotation, molecular function: heme binding; steroid 17-alpha-monooxygenase activity; iron ion binding. Bases 100 to 1671 code for a protein of 523 amino acids. Gene Ontology annotation, biological process: progesterone metabolic process; hormone biosynthetic process.
AAUUUAAAAGAAUUGUCUUUUUUAAUUUAACAAACAUUUUUCUAUCAAAUAGCAACUGAUCAAGAGGGAGCAUUUUGUGUAGCCUAACCAUUUUCCACAAUGGACAGUGAGUUUGGACUGAAGAGCAGCAGCCUCAUCAGAGAAUGGAGUGGACAUGUCCAGCCUGCUCUAGUGGCCACUUUUGUGUUCCUCUUCUGUUUGGAAGCCUGUCUGUGGGUCAGGAACCUGCGGCUCAAGAGGAGACUGCCCGGACCCUUUGCCUGGCCAGUGGUGGGCAACGCCAUGCAGCUGGGACAGAUGCCCCAUAUCACCUUUGCCAGGCUGGCCAAGAAGUAUGGGAAUGUGUACCAGAUCCGCCUGGGCUGCAGUGACAUUGUGGUCCUGAACGGAGACAAGGCCAUCCGUCAGGCUCUCAUUCAGCACAGCGCUGAGUUUGCAGGCAGACCAAACUUUGUAUCGUUCCAGAUGAUUUCUGGAGGAAGGAGUCUGACUUUUACUAAUUAUGGCAAACUGUGGAAAGUACAUAGGAAAAUUGCCCAAUCCAGCUUGCGAGCGUUUUCCUCUGCAAACAGUCAAACUAAAAAAGCCUUUGAGCAGCACAUCACAGCGGAGGCCAUGCAGCUUGUGCAGAUGUUUCUGCAGCAAAGUGCAGAUGGACAAUAUUUUGACCCAUCUCAAGAAUUCCCAGUAGCUGCUGCUAAUGUCUUGUGUGCCUUGUGCUUCGGCCGGCGCUACAGCCAUGAUGACCUAGAGUUCAGGACUCUGCUGAAGAAAGUGAAUAAGUUUGGAGAGACCAUUGGCGCUGGCAGCUUGGUAGACGUCAUGCCCUGGCUGCAGUCUUUCCCUAACCCUGUGCGUAGUGUCUAUGAAAACUUCAAAAGCCUUAAUGAGGACUUCUACUCAUUUGUAAAAAAUAAAGUUGGGCAACACAGAGAGACUUUUGACCCAGAAGUGACCCGGGACAUGAGCGAUGCCAUCAUAAAUGUGAUUGAGUAUGGCAAGUAUAGCGGACUAAGCAAAGAGUUUGUGGAGGCAACAGUGACAGAUUUGAUUGGAGCAGGUCAAGACACUGUAUCCACAGCCAUGCAGUGGAUCGUCCUUCUCCUGGUCAAGUAUCCAGACAUUCAGGCCAAACUGCACACUGUCAUUGACAAGGUGGUGGGCCCAGACAGGCUGCCGACACUCGAGGACAGGCACAGCAUGCCCUACUUGGAUGCUUUCAUCUAUGAGACCAUGCGCUUCACCAGCUUUGUCCCAGUCACUAUCCCUCACUCCACAACAGCAGAUGUCACUAUUGAAGGCCUGCAUAUUCCCAAAGACACGGUAGUCUUCAUCAACCAGUGGUCAGUAAACCAUGACCCUCUCAAGUGGACAGACCCUCAGAUUUUUGACCCCACACGUUUCCUGGACGAGAAUGGAGCUCUAGACAAGGACCUAACCAAUAGUGUCAUGAUUUUCUCCACGGGUAAAAGACGCUGCAUUGGUGACCAGAUCGCUAAAGUUGAAGUGUUUUUAUUCACAGCCAUUCUGCUGCAUCAGUGCUGCUUUGAAAGUGACCCCUGCACUGUGAUCUCAUUGGACUGCUCCUAUGGGCUGUCACUGAAGCCCCUCCAGUUCUAUCUGAGAGCCAAGCUGAGGGGAAAGCUGCUGGGCUUAGUGUCCCCGGCAUGAACAGCCUGUUCUCAUACUGUGACAUUUAGCACCAAUGAGUAUGGACAUGUCUGCACUAAAGCUUAUUGUUGUAAAAUGCUCAUUUUAAAUGUGAUUAUUUCGUCCAGUGGGACUUGUGUUUGAACUAUAUUGAAAUAGAUUUAAAUAGUAUAAACAGUUCUUGUAGACGGUCAGUAAGUAUUCAGUGUAUGCACCACAAACAUCUUAAUACUUGAUCAUAGCCUGUUUGUGUGUUGUAUAUUAUUUUAUUAGUGCAUACCAGCAAAAUUGAAACUACCACUAAAAUGUCUAAGGUUUGCUGUGAUGUCAAUGUUGUUUGUGAAUAUUUACAAUUGAUUAUUAUGAACAGUAAUAUGUUUUUAUGUGUUUUAAUCAUUGUCACGUUCAACAUUAGAUCGAAAUGUUAUGAUGUUCAGGUAUAUUUACAAUAUAAUGUCAUGUAUCUACUGUACCAGAAAUAUAUGAAGACAUUUAUAAGACUAUACUGAGGAGUGGGGUGUUUUUUACUGAAGUCGGGGAAAGAUAAUGAGUUUUUACAGCAUUUGGAUUUAAAUUUUUGCAGUCAGAGUCCAUCCCAGAAACUGUGGAAUGUUUACAAAUAAAGAAUUUUGAAGCUAUAUCAUUUCUCAUUUCAGUUGAAACAACAGAAAUGAGAUUACACUGACAAGUUUUUCUGUUUUUGAAAGGUGACAGUACCUUGUUGAUCUUGGAAUGUUAUAUAUGCAUUCAAAAUAAUAUUCUGUUAAUUAAGUGCUGAAAUGUUUAGUGAGAAAUAAGCUAUAUCUGAAAUGAAUCAAUAAAGAAAAGGGUGAUUAUCUUUGAA